This is a messenger RNA of Coregonus sp. 'balchen', 15489 nucleotides long. NCBI's taxonomy places the organism in Eukaryota, Metazoa, Chordata, Actinopteri, Salmoniformes, Salmonidae. The record is from the annotation of a GenBank genome assembly.
AGGGAAGGUUGCCGGAGAGAGUAGAGAGGGCAGACACUCAGCAGAGAAAGGUGAGAUAAUAAUAUGACUAUGUAGCAAGCUAGCUAACUAAAGAUAACACCAGAGUUUUAUCCAACAGUCGCUUUUUUUUUCUACUGAUAAGCUGUAGAUAGCAAAGAUCGCUGAGCUAACAUAGAUAUAGCUGCGAUGCAACCAAUAAGGUUUUUACAUUGUGCUGAACUGUAAAACUCUUGCUUACAUCGAAACUAUCUUAGCUAGCUACUGUAUCUGUGUGUCUGGAACGUGAACUAGUUAAAGUUAACUAACGCUAGCUAGCUAACUGCUAACAUUUUAUGGAUAUAAAUCCCUUUCAAGUUGUCAAUGAUAAUCAUGAAAAUAAAAAAUAUGGCUAGCUAUCUAUGCUAUGGUAGCCACGUGAGCCAGGCCUGUCAGUCAAUACGAUGUCCUUGCCAUAGACGUCUUAAACCGUCUCUGCCUCUAAUCAAACUAGGUACUUAUUUUAGCUAACUCCUAAUAUAGUAUUUCAAUCUACACUGUUAUCACUGUUAAACUGUAGUUUGGUCGUAAAUUGGUGGUCCUCUGUAGGUCAAUUGGUAGAGCAUGGCGCUUGUAACGCCAGGGUAGUGGGUUCGAUCCCCGGGACCACCCAUAAGUAAAAAUGAAUGCACACAUGACUGUAAGUCGCUUUGGAUAAAAGCGUCUGCUAAAUGGCAUAUUAUAUUAUUAUAAGUCUCUAAGGACAUCUGGCAGAUGGAUCUUAUAACUAUGGCUUCCUCUAUGUGCACAGUCAUUGACGAUCAGGAAGUGACAGCUCUGACCUUGAUGGUAUGGGUAGGGAUGUCAAAGCCAUACUAUAAAUGAUCUCAGCGGAUGGGUACUGCUAGCUUGUUAGCAACCAUAUGAAAUAUCAUAUGCCAUGGGAGAGACAGCUCAAUAUCAUUAUUAUUAGCUAACUAGGUAACAUAAUCUGGUCUAGCUGGACAUGAUGAUGAUGAAGAAGAUGGGGAUUACUGUGUCUUAACUCUUCAUUAUUCAAGAAGGUGCGUGUGUGUUUUUGGUAUAGGGCUCCUGGUUCUCUAGAGCCUCUUAUCCCUGAGCCUACUAGGUGAAGAAGAAUGUGUAGAUGUGCCCUUGAGCAAGGCACUUAACCCCAAUUGCUCCUGUAAAUUGCUCUGGAUAAGAAAGUCUGCUAAAUGACUAAAAUGUGAAACAUUUUUAGUCUGUCAGGGGGAUAUACUUGUGAUGCUGACAUGGUGUGUGUGGGGGUGUAGAACUGUUUCUAAGGGGUGUGUGUUCUCCUGCCAACCACAAGGAAACGGCGGGAGAACUGAUGUAUAAUUUCCUGGUUCUCACUUGGCUACGCCCCCCUCAGAAGCAGAUUAGAGAAGAAUAAUUUUCAGUUGAUGGUGUGAGUUUCUUAGCCUUGCCCUUGCCCCAGAUCUGUUUGAUGCUGUGACUAUGAGUUUCUCACUUAGUUUUGUUAUUUGUGUGUGUGUGUUGGCUCCAGUGUGAGAGAAGGCCAAGGUCCAGACUACUGUUGAGACUUAGCAAGGUUAGGGAGGGAUAUCAUUGGAGAGAGGGGACGGGAUAGAGAGGUUUGUCUCUGUGUGUGAUCAUUUCUUAUGUUGAGUCACCUGGUGUCAGUUGGUUGCAUAAGUAUUUCUGUGUCAGUUUGUGGCUUUGAUUGUAACUUCCUGCCUGAAGCAACCUGAGCUUGACACAUACAUGCCACACAGACACACCUAAACUCUGUAUUUAUUUACAGUACAAAAUAUUCCUGGGCCUGAUGGUGUAGCUCAGGUAUAGAGAAUGGCUGUUCUGUUUUGUUUUUACAGUACAGCCCUCUUCUCCAUGAAUGGUUUAUUAAUUCCCUCCACCUUGAAGUGUGAAACAUGAUGGAAAUUCUGUCAUGCCCAUGAUGCUUACACCAAUCCAGUGACUUUAAGUCCAUGAGGGGGAGUGAAGAGGUGCAGACUAGAGCUCUUCACAGAUCCACCUGUACUCGAAUACCCGAGACCCGAUCCGGGACUCAAGUGGGUCUGGAUCCAGAAUUCUAAAUAAUGUUGCGGGUCUGGGUUGGAUCUGAUAUGAUUGUCAUAUAUCUCGGGUAUAUGCAAUUUUAACUGACUUGUCAAGAAGGGCCCAUACUGAUCCGAACUGGACUGCUGCAGUAGAGCGAGAGAGCGGGAGAGAUGAGUUUGAAACUUUAAGCUAGUGCUCUUGCUUUUCACGAGAGUGGAGCAUGUAGCUUGUUGUGGGCCAAUCAUGAGUUAUCAAAUUGGUAAUAGGCUGUAAUCAUAGAGCCUCGCUCCAUGUGUGUCAAAAGUAAGGAGAUAUCUAAUCAAUGGAAGAUGGAAUUAAAAUGACAUAAUUAAAAGGAGAAGGAUAGGCUACAAUGACCAAGAGCCAAUAGAUAGGCUGCUACUUACUAUUCUGAAUGGAGUUGUUGUUAUUUGUAACUGUAGGAUUAGAAAGCGCAUGCGCACUGUAGCCUCAGUUAGCCUAGCUAGCUAACAUUAGCUACCUUAACUAGCUUCUCCCAGUUUGAUGCAGUGAAGACAAGUACUAAGUAAUCAUUUAUUUUUUAUAUUUUUUUACAUUUUUAAUAGACGGUCUUAUCCAGACCGACUUACAGUUAGUGAAUGCAUACAUUAUACAUUCUGGCCCCCCAGAUGCUAAAAACCUAGCUACGGCAGCUAUUAGUCUACUAUAGCCCCUCCCCGCCUGCUAGAGCGGCACGUCUCUCCCUCCGCUUUAUCAGUUCUGGUUAAUAAAGUAGCUUAUAAAAUGACUUUUCUGCUGCUUCCCUCACUCUGAUCGGGUCUAUACGGAACGGUUCUAGUUGUCCAUUUGGAACGGGUCUCUAUUUUUUAUUUAUGCAUAUCGUGUCCGGGUGGGAAAGCCCCAGGUCCAACUUUAUUUUUGGACCUGUGAACACCUCUAGUGCAGACUUCAGGGAGAAGAGAGAGAAACGGAAUGAGGAUAUAAGCUUUCCUCUCUCUCUUUCUUUCAAUGCCCUUCUCACCCUCUGUCUUCUACAUCCCUGUCUUUGCUUCUCUCCAGAUUCACCAUGGCAGCAACUAUUAAUCAAGCCAGGUCGGGGCUUUUCAAAAUGGUAAGCGUCUCUCAAACACACAAACAAUUUGCCUCAGACCCCCACAAACACAUAAAAUCUCUUUCUCUCCCCCUCUUUGUUUCGUGUGUGUGUAGUUUAAGAGUGAGCGGUACAGCAGCUUCACUCUGCAGUCAGAUGGAGAGAGAGACGGAGGGAGCCACUUGGAGGUGAAGCUGUCUGAUGUCAUAGAUGACCACGCCCCCUCUGAGCAGGCGAGCCAACCAGGGGGCUCGCACUCCUACAGGCCCCGCCCCCAGCGGAACUACUGCAAAGUGUGUUACCUGGCCCUUGGAACCCUCUUCAUCUUCAUCAUCGGUACAUACUCUUCCUCACUCUCUCUCUUAUGUCUUUGUCCCAGGUGAACUGGGUGACACAAAACUUGCCUUCUCUCUAACCAAUUCCUGCCUCCUCUCUGUUUCAGGUUAUCUGAUUGGCUAUGUGAGCCACCGUUCUCCUCGCCAGGAGCCAAUCCCUUGUGAUUCUGAGCAGGAAGUAAGCGUGGCUGAGAUGGCUGUAGUAGAUUCCGCUCUAUCCUGGACCGACAUCACCAGCAUGCUGGCACAGAAACUGACUCCUGACGCCUUCAACAGCAGACUGAGGUACACACACACACACACACACACACACACAGCUGAAAAGACUAAUUAACUAAACUGUCCUCUGUCGCUCUCUGUCUGUCUGUCGCUCUCUCUCUCUCUCUCUUUGUGUCUCUCUCUCUCUCUUUGUGUCUCUCUCGCUCUCUCUGUGCAGUGAUGUUGAACAGCCAGAUCACGCGGCAGGGAGCAUUGCAGACAACACAUUGGGAGAACAUGUGUUUAAAAGCUUUAAGAAUCUGGAGAUGGAGCCCUGGACUGACAUACACUAUGUCCAACUACAGACACUCAACAGGUACUCACACACACAUACUCUGUCUCGUACACACACACAUAAUUCCACUUUGCUUCUAACGGUCUCUCCUCCAAUCCCCUUUCCCCACAGUGAGAAGCCAAACCGUGUACUGAUUGGCCAAGAGGAGUUGUGCCAGCCUAAGGGCUAUCUGGCCUAUAGCGCCACAGGAAAAGUGAAGGUCAGCCAAUCAAUGUCCACAUUGACUGAUUAUCUUUUUGAUAUUUUGGGCCAAUAUAAUCUGUUACGGUUAAAUGCUUGGAAAGGGACAUGUUUUUAACAUAUCAUGUUUGUAACAUAUUUUCUGCCACAUUGGAUGUUUGCAAUCACAGUUGUUGCCUGAAUCUCACAAGGAUGAAUUGUUUUGUGUGUGCAGGGCAAGGCAGUGUAUGGUAACUAUGGGAGACAGGAGGACUUGAUGCUGCUGCUACGGACUCUGAAGGUUGAGCUGAACGGCACCGUGAUUCUACUGAGAGCUACAGGACAGAUCAGCCUGGCACAGCAGGUGUGGUGUGUGUGUAUGUGAUAGAAUAUGUAACAGUGGAUUUUGGUGUACUUACGUGUGUUUGUGUUUCAGGUGGCUAAUGUAGCCGCAUUGGGAGUAUCUGCUGUGUUGAUUUACCCCGACACUAAAGACUACAAGUUACAAACUACUGAACGAUACGGACAUGUGAGUACACACACAAACACACACACACACCACUACAGGGUGAAUCUUAUGUAGUGGUGAUUACCGAGGCUGAUCCAGAGGUACUGCUUCAACUGCAACCCUUUGAAGUUAUAUCUGGUGUUCUAGCUCUGAUUCUGUGACGUUCUCCUGUAGGUCCAUCUAGGUUCUGGAGACCCCUAUACUCCUGGGUUCCCCUCCUUCAACCACACCCAGUUCCCUCCCACCCAGUCCUCUGGUCUGCCCAAUGUACUGGCCCAAAGCAUUACUGCUGCCACUGCUGCCAAGAUACUAACGUAAGACCUCACACUCACAGACACACAGACACACAGACACACUCAUGCCUAACUGUGUGUCUCUCUCCCCAGACGUAUAGGUGGGCCUGAGGCUCCUCACAGUUUUAUAGGCGAACUGGACAAUGUGAAGUACACCCUGGGAGGGGCCAGUAGUGAUGAUGUCACAGUGGAGGUGAACAACGUGUUGCAGGACACAGAGAUCCACAACGUCUUUGGAGUCAUCAAGGGCUUCACUGAGCCAGGUACGUGUGUGACCCCAGCAGGAAAACGAGCCUAGGACCCUGGCGUUGCUAACACCGUGCUCUUUCCAACCGAGGCACGCAGACCACUCCAAAAGACUAUCUAUGAACGCUUCAUUUUUAGGAGCAAUGUUUCAUCGCUAUGCAUGGUGUUUGUGUUAGUGAGUGAGUUUUGUGUUAAUUUUAUUGUAUGUAGAUCGAUACGUGGUACUGGGGGCUCAGAGGGAUGCGUGGGGUCCAGGCUACGCUAAAGCUACUGUCGGGACCACACUGCUGCUGGAGCUGGCUAGAGCUGUGUCUGAGAUGGUACACACAGGUAACACACAUGUCAAUACGUUAACACAUACACAUCAAUACAUUAACACAUACACACACACACACACACAUCAAUACACACAUCAAUGCAUACACACACACAUCAAUGCAUACACACACACACACACACACACAUCAAUGCAUUACCACACACACAUCAAUACUAUGGAACGCCGUUUGGGUCUUUGUGUGUCAAAAAAGAUACGUCAAAUAACACUAUUUGACGCGUCAAAUAACUAAAUCCUAUUAUAGAAUGUUGUGCGUGCUGAAUUUGCACGUGCUAGCCAAGCACCACCACUAUGAUCAGUAGCACUGUCAAAGCUGUACAAAAAAAACAAGUCUGCAAACAAGCACACACACCGGCCAUGAUGCGUUUACAAUACUGCGUUGGUAAUAUGGCAUUAUUUGUUCGACCGAAUGGGAAAACGUCUGUGUGAGCAUUUGAAAUAAGAUCAGUAUCAAAACAAUUUGCAAAUAUCUUUGAUACAGAUGUUUUUAGAAACAUCUGGGGUAGCUAGCUAGCUUUGGUAUGGUACCAUCCUAGCUAGCACCAAUGCAACCAGCCUGAAAACAAUGACCAGUAGAAACUGCAGUCAUUUUCAAUAUUCUUAGCAAUGAUUUAGGGAUCCAUGUGAGUAAGUAUUAACCCUGUUGCCCAACGCUAACGUUAUAAGCAGCCUGCUAGCUUCAGGGAGGCUUGACCGGACUGGGUUAUUUGUUGAGAAGCUAGCCACAAUGAGGAUUAGCCACAAUAGUGGAAUUUGCGGUUCGCCUUCAAAAUAAAGGUCCCUCUUUGAAAGUGACGCAAAUUGUUAUAAAAUCAAAUUGUAUUGGUCACAUACCCAUGUUAUUGCGGGUGUAGCGAAAUGCUUGUGUUUCUACAAUUGGUGGAAUCAUGCCAUAUUUAGACUAGAUAAUGUUAAACAAGGUUGGAAUGUGGAGCAAUGAAAUGGGGUAUCAGUCUACUCGGUGACACCCACAGAACACAACUGUGAAUAGUUUACGCAAAUAUUAGCAUCGUAGCUCUUAUUGCAGGACUUUGGCUGUGGGAAAUCACCUCACCAGUGAGCCUAUGGUGCGUAUUGACAUUCAUAUUGCCCUGUACAGCCUUACCUAAGGAUUUGGGAUCAAUGAAAUGGGGUAUCAGUCUAUUCAGUACCCAAGUGCUUUUUACCCAAAGUCCUAAAGUCCUCCUCGGUUAUCAGACUGCAAAACAUCCACGUUGUAUUGUUUUUCCUCUGGAAUAGUGUUCAAUACACACAGCUGCCUUGAGAUCAUUGACAAGAUCCUCCCGUGUAGUUCUGGGCUGAUUCCUCACCGUUCUCAUGAUCAUUGCAACUCCACGAGGUGAGAUCUUGCAUGGAGCCCCAGGCCGAGGGAGAUUGACAGUUAUUUUGCGUUUCUUCCAUUUGCGAAAAAUCGCACCAACUGUUGUCACCUUCUCACGAAGCUGCUUGGCGAUGGUCUUGUAGCCCAUUCCAGCCUUGUGUAGGUCUACAAUCUUGUCCCUGACAUCCUUGGAGAGCUCUUUGGUCUUGGCCAUGGUGGAGAGUUUGGAAUCUGAUUGAUUGAUUGCUUCUGUGGACAGGUGUCUUUUAUACAGGUAACAAACUGAGAUUAGGAGCACUCCCUUUUAAGAGUGUGCUCCUAAUCUCAGCUCGUUACCUGUAUAAAAGACACCUGGGAGCCAGAAAUCUUUUUGAUUGUCGUUACCUGUAUAAAAGACACCUGGGAGCCAGAAAUCUUUUUGAUUGAGAGGGGGUCAAAUACUUAUUUCCCUCAUUAAAAUGCAAAUCAAUUUCUAACAUUUUUGACAUGCGUUUUUCUAGAUUUUGUUGUUGUUAUUCUGUCUCUCACUGUUCAAAUAAACCUACCAUUAAAAUUAUAAACUGAUCAUUUCUUUGUCAGUGGGCAAACGUAGAAAAUCAACAGGGGAUCAAAUACUUUUUUCCCUCGCUGUAUGUACAGUGGGGGAAAAAAGUAUUUAGUCAGCCACCAAUUGUGCAAGUUCUCCCACUUAAAAAGAUGAGAGAGGCCUGUAAUUUUCAUCAUAGGUACAUAAUAUAAUAAAUAAUAUAAUAUAUAAUAAUAAUGUCAACUAUGACAGACAAAAUGAGGGAAAAAAAUCCAGAAAAUCACAUUGUAGGAUUUUUAAUGAAUUUAUUUGCAAAUUAUGGUAGAAAAUAAGUAUUUGGUCAAUAACAAAAGUUUCUCAAUACUUUGUUAUAUAUCCUUUGUUGGCAAUGACACAGGUCAAACGUUUUCUGUAAGUCUUCACAAGGUUUUCACACACUGUUGCUGGUAUUUUGGCCCAUUCCUCCAUGCAGAUCUCAUCUAGAGCAGUGAUGUUUUGGGGCUGUCGCUGGGCAACACAGACUUUCAAUUCCCUCCAGAUUUUCUAUGGGGUUGAGAUCUGGAGACUGGCUAGGCCACUCCAGGACCUUGAAAUGCUUCUUACGAAGCCACUCCUUCAUUGCCCGGGCGGUGUGUUUGGGAUCAUUGUCAUGCUGAAAGACCCAGCCACGUUUCAUCUUCAAUGCCCUUGCUGAUGGAAGGAGGUUUUCACUCAAAAUCUCACGAUACAUGGCCCCAUUCAUUCUUUCCUUUACACGGAUCAGUCGUCCUGGUCCCUUUGCAGAAAAACAGCCCCAAAGCAUGAUGUUUCCACCCCCAUGCUUCACAGUAGGUAUGGUGUUCUUUGGAUGCAACUCAGCAUUCUUUGUCCUCCAAACACGACGGGUUGGGUUUUUACCAAAAAGUUAUAUUUUGGUUUCAUCUGACCAUAUGACAUUCUCCCAAUCCUCUUCUGGAUCAUCCAAAUGCACUCUAGCAAACUUCAGACGGGCCUGGACAUGUACUGGCUUAAGCAGGGGGACACGUCUGGCACUGCAGGAUUUGAGUCCCUGGCGGCGUAGUGUGUUACUGAUGGUAGGCUUUGUUACUUUGGUCCCAGCUCUCUGCAGGUCAUUCACUAGGUCCCCCCGUGUGGUUCUGGGAUUUUUGCUCACCGUUCUUGUGAUCAUUUUGACCCCACGGGGUGAGAUCUUGCGUGGAGCCCCAGAUCGAGGGAGAUUAUCAGUGGUCUUGUAUGUCUUCCAUUUCCUAUUAAUUGCUCCCACAGUUGAUUUCUUCAAACCAAGCUGCUUACCCAUUGCAGAUUCAGUCUUCCCAGCCUGGUUUGGAGUGUGACUGUUUGAGGUUGUGGACAGGUGUCUUUUAUACUGAUAACAAGUUCAAACAGGUGCCAUUUAAUACAGGUAACGAGUGGAGGACAGAGGAGCCUCUUAAAGAAGAAGUUACAGGUCUGUGAGAGCCAGAAAUCUUGCUUGUUUGUAGGUGACCAAAUACUUAUUUUCCACCAUAAUUUGCAAAUAAAUUCAUAAAAAAUCCUACAAUGUGAUUUUCUGGAAAAAAAAAUCUCAAUUUGUCUGUCAAAGUUGACGUACCUAUGAUGAAAAUUACAGGCCUCUCUCAUCUUUUUAAGUGGGAGAACUUGCACAAUUGGUGGCUGACUAAAUCCUUUUUUCCCCACUGUAUGUAUGUAUGUAUGUAUGUAUACUGAGAUCAUGUGACACUUAGAUUGCACACAGGUGGACUUUAUUUAACUAAUUAUGUGACUUCUGAAAGUAAUUGGUUGCACCAGAUCUUAUUUAGGGGCUUCAUAGCAAAGGGGUGAAUACAUAUGCACGCACCACUUUUCCGUUGUUUUAUUUUUUUAUUUUUUUGAGGAGGAAAAAAAUAAUUUCACUUCACCAAUUUUGAGUAUUUUGGGUAUGUCCAUUACAUUAAAUAAAAAUUAAAAUCCAUUUAAAUCACAGGUGGUAAUGCAACAAAAUAGGAAAAAUGCCAAGGGGGAUGAAUACUUUUGCAAGGCGCUGUACAUUUUUUAUGAACAUGUUAAAUUAUGUGAUGUGCAGUCAUAUUCAGGUCCUGAUUGGUGUUAUUUGACAUGUAUCUUUUUUGACACUCAGAGACACAAAUGGCGUUCCAUACAAUACGUUAACACGCAUCAAUGCAUUGACACACACACAUCAAUGCAUUCACACACACACACACACACACACACACAUCAACACACACACACACACGCAUCAACACACACACACAUCAACACAUCAACCCACACACACACACACACACACAUCAACGCAAACAUCAAUGCGUUAACACACACACACACUGGCAUUAACACUCAUGAACGUCAACACAUUAACACACGUCAAUGCAUCAACACAAUCUCUCACACACACACACACACACACACACAUUCUGACAUUUGUGUGUGUGUGUGUGUGUAGAUGGUUUCCGUCCCAGGAGGAGUCUGGUGUUUGCCAGUUGGAGUGCAGGAGAGUACGGCAGUGUUGGAGCUACAGAGUGGCUGGAGGUGAGAACUACACACACACACACACUAUGGGUGGAACGUUCCUCUUCAGGAUAAGGCAGUGUUUCAGCUAACGGUAUUUGAUGAGAACAAUGUCUCUGGAUGGCGCUGAUUGGACCAGCCUCUAAAGUAGCAGUGUGUCAUAUUUAAUGUUGUGUGUGUGUUCCUCUCCAGGGUUACCUCUCCUCUCUGGACAAAAGAGCUUUCACCUACAUCAGCCUGGACGGCGUAGUCACUGGUGAGUGUACACACACACACACACACACCACCAAAAUACUUCAUAAAGUAUAUGCUAAAUGGCAUAUUAUAUUAUAAAGUAUCCUUUUAAUAUACGUGUGUGGGUGUGAUCCUCAGGAAAAGCUGAUGUUAAAGUGUCUGCCAGUCCCCUGCUCUACAGCCUUCUGCAAAGCACCAUGAAAGAGGUGAAGAAUCCCAUUGGUUUUGGAGAGUCUGGGAAGUCUCUGUAUGAUCAGGUGUCUGGAGUCAACUUUGAGAAGGCAGUGUGAGUACGCCACACCUAUCACUCCAAUGAUAUAUCACUCCAAUGAUAUGUGUGUACAGUGGGCCUAAUGUGUGUGUGUUAUCAGGUUUGAGCCCAUGCAGAUGGAAGACUCUGCAUAUCCGUUCCUGGCCUUCUCUGGAAUCCCCUCUCUCUCCUUCCGCUUCGUCUCUGAGAAGGUGAGACACACACACACACUGUCAGGUUUGGAUGUGUUUACAAAUGGUUCAAUAACCCGUCUCUAAUAUAGGGGUGGGGGUAACCUAGAUUUCUCUCUCUAAUAUAUAUAUAUAUAUAUACAUAUAGUGAGGGAAAAAAGUAUUUGAUCCCCUGCUGAUUUUGUACGUUUGCCCACUGACAAAGAAAUGAUCAGUCUAUCAUUUUAAUGGUAGGUUUAUUUGAACAGUGAGAGACAGAAUAACAACUAAAAUAUCCAGAAAAACGCAUGUCAAAAAUGUUAGAAAUUGAUUUGCAUUUUAAUUAGGGAAAUAAGUAUUUGACCCCCUCUCAAUCAGAAAGAUUUCUGGCUCCCAGGUGUCUUUUAUACAGGUAACGAGCUGAGAUUAGGAGCACACUCUUAAAGGGAGUGCUCCUAAUCUCAGUUUGUUACCUGUAUAAAAGACACCUGUCCACAGAAGCAAUCAAUCAAUCAGAUUCCAAACUCUCCACCAUGGCCAAGACCAAAGAGCUCUCCAAGGAUGUCAGGGACAAGAUUGUAGACCUACACUAGGCUGGAAUGGGCUACAAGACCAUCGCCAAGUAGCUUGGUGAGAAGGUGACAACAGUUGGUGCGAUUCUUCGCAAAUGGAAGCAACGCAAAAUAACUGUCAAUCUCCCUCGGCCUGGGGCUCCAUGCAAGAUCUCACCUCGUGGAGUUGCAAUGAUCAUGAGAACGGUGAGGAAUCAGCCCAGAACUACACGGGAGGAUCUUGUCAAUGAUCUCAAGGCAGCUGGGACCAUAGUCACCAAGAAAACAAUUGGUAACACACUACGCCGUGAAGGACUGAAAUCCUGCAGCGCCCGCAAGGUCCCCCUGCUCAAGAAAGCACAUAUACAGGGCCGUCUGAGGUUUGCCAAUGAACAUCUGAAAGAUUCAGAGGAGAACUGGGUGAAAGUGUUGUGGUCAAAUGAGACCAAAAUCGAGCUCUUUGGCAUCAACUCAACUCGUCGUGUUUGGAGGAGGAGGAAUGCUGCCUAUGACCCCAAGAACACCAUCCCCACCGUCAAACAUUGAGGUGGAAACAUUAUGCUUUGGGGGUGUUUUUCGGCUAAGGGGACAGGACAACUUCGCCACAUCAAAGGGACGAUGGACGGGGCCAUGUACCGUCAUCUUGGGUGAGAACCUCCUUCCCUCAGCCAGGGCAUUGAAAAUGGGUCAUGGAUGGGUAUUCCAGCAUGACAAUGACCCAAAACACACGGCCAAGGCAACAAAGGAGUGGCUCAAGAAGAAGCACAUUAAGGUCCUGGAGUGGCCUUGCCAGUCUCCAGACCUUAAUCCCAUAGAAAAUCUGUGGAGGGAGCUGACGGUUCGAGUUGCCAAACGUCAGGAUCGAAACCUUAAUGACUUGGAGAAGGUCUGCAAAGAGGAGUGGAACAAAAUCCCUCCUGAGAUGUGUGCAAACCUGGUGGCCAACUACAAGAAACGUCUGACCUCUGUGAUUGCCAACAAGGGUUUUGCCACCAAGUACUAAGUCAUGUUUUGCAGAGGGGUCAAAUACUUAUUUCCCUCAUUAAAAUGCAAAUCAAUUUAUAACAUUUUUGACAUGCGUUUUUCUGGAUAUCUUUGUUGUUAUUCUGUCUCUCACUGUUCAAAUAAACCUACCAUUAUAAUUAUAGACUGAUCAUGUCUUUGUCAGUGGGCAAACGUACAAAAUCAGCAGGGGAUCAAAUAAUUUUUUCCCUCACUAUAUAUGUGUGUGUGUAAUAUAUAUAUAUAUAGAGAUAUAUAUAUAUAUAUAUCUCUAUUACUACCAAUCAAAAGUUUGGACACACAUACUCAUUCAAGGGUUUUUCUUUAUUUUUUAUUAUUUUUUACAUUGUAGAAUAAUAGUGAAGACAUCAAAACUAUGAAAUAACACAUGAAAUCAUGUAGUAACCAAAAAAGUGUUAAACAAUUCAAAAUAUAUUUGAGAUUCUUCAAAUAGCCACCCUUUGCCUUGAUGACAGCUUUGCACACUCUUGGGAUUCUCUCAACCAUCUUCAUGAGGUAGUCACCUGGAAUACAUUUCAAUUAACAGGUGUGCCUUCUUAAAAGUUAAUUUGUGGAAUUUCUUUCCUUCUUAAUGUGUUUGAGCCAAUCACUUGUGUUGUAACAAGGUAGGGGUGGUAUACAGAAGAUAGCCCUUUUUGGUAAAACACCAAGUCCAUAUUAUGGCAAGAACAGCUCAAAUAAGCAAAGAGAAACGACAGUCCAUCAUUACUUUAAGACAUGAAGGUCAGUCAAUAGGGAAAAUGUCAAGAACUUUGAAAGUUUCUUCAAGUGCAGUCGCAAAAACCAUCAAGUGCUAUGAUGAAACUGGCUCUCAUGAGGACCGCCACAGGAAUGGAAGACCCAGAGUUACCUCUGCUGCAGAGGAUAAGUUCAUUAGAGUUACCAGCCUAAGAAAUUGCAGCCCAAAUAAAUGCUUCACAGAGUUCAAGUAACAGACACAUCUCAACAUCAACUGUUCAGAGGAGACUGUGAAUCCGGCCUUCAUGGUCGAAUUGCUGCAAAGAAACCACUACUAAAGGACACCAAUAAGAAGAAGAGACUUGCUUGGGCCAAGAAACACGAGCAAUGGACAUUAGACCGGUGGAAAUUAUAGUAAAAAUAAAGACAAACCCUUGAAUGAGUAGGUGUCCAAACUGUUCACUGGUAUAUACAGUACCAGUCAAAAGUGUGGACACACCUACUCAUUCAUGGGUUUUUCUUUAUUUUUACAAUUUUCUACAUUGUAGAAUAAUAGUGAAGACAUCAAAACUAUGAAAUAACACAUAUGGAUUUCUUCAAAGUAGCCACCCUUUGCCUUGAUGACAGCUUUGCACACUCUUGGUAUUCUCUCCACCAGCUUUACCUGGAAUGCUUUUCCAACAGUCUUGAAGGAGUUCCCACACGUGCUGAGCACUUGUUGGCAGCUGUUCCUUCAGUCUGCGGUCCGACUCAUCCCAAACCAUCUCAAUUGGGUUGAUGUCAGGGGAUUGUGGAAGCCAGGUCAUCUGAUGCAGCACUCCAUCACUCUCCUUCUUGGUCAAAUAGCCCUUACACAGCCUGGAGGUGUGUUGGGUCAUUGUCCUGUUGAAAAACAAAUGAUAGUCCCACUAAGCCCAAACCAGAUGGGAUGGCGUAUCGCUGCAUAAUGCUGUGGUAGCCAUGCUGGUUAAGUGUGCCUCAAAUUCUAAAUAAAUCAGUGUCACCAGCAAAGCACCCCCACACCAUAACACCACCUCCUCCAUGCUUUACGGUGGGAUACACAUGCGGAAAUCAUCCGUUCACCCACACCGCGUCUCACAAAGACACAGCAGUUGGAACCAAAAAUCCCAAAUUUGGACUCCAGACCAAAGGACAAAUUUCCACCGGUCUAAUGUCCAUUGCUCGUGUUUCUUGGCCCAAGCAGGUCUCUUCUUCUUAUUGGUGUCCUUUAGAAGUGGUUUAUUUGAAGCAAUUCGACCAUGAAGGCCUGAACACAUUAAGAAGGAAAGAAAUUCCACAAAUUAACUUUUAACAAGACACACCUGUUAAUUGAAAUGCAUUCCAGGUGACUACCUCAUGAAGGGGUUAAGAGAAUGCCAAGAGCGUGCAAAGCUGUCAUCAAGGCAAAGGGUGGCUACUUUGAAGAAUGUGAAAUAUAAAUUAGAUUUUGAUUUGUUUAACACUUUUUUUUUUUGGUUACUACAUGAUUCCAUAUGUGUUAUUUCAUUGCAAUGUAGAAAACAGUAAAAAUAAAGAAAAACCCUUGAAUGAGUAGGUGUGUCCAAACUUUUGACUGGUACUGGAUUUAAAUCAUAUUCAAAUCAACUAUAUAUGCUCUAACAUUGUCUGUCUCCGUGUGUGUGUCUGUUGUAGGCUUACCCUUACUACGGCACCUCUUUUGACAACAAGGAAUACCUUGGUUACGCCACCGCCCAUCAUCUUAGUUCCAUAGCCACUGGGGCGGGAUUGGUCGCAGGUCAGUUGGCGUUACGACUGGUCCACGAUCACGUGCUGCGUCUGGACGUGCAAUACUACAAGACGGUUCUCAGGCAAUGGGUGGUCAAAAUCAACCAGCGCCUCAAACAAGUCACCCGGGUUUGUUUUCAUGGUUGAUUUUGGUUACAUUGUAGUUGUUGUUUUUGGGCACAGCCCUAAUUAUAAUGUUAUUUUGUUACAGAAUGGUUCUGCGGAGGGUCUGUCAGCUAAUUGGCUCAUAAAGGCCAUUGGGUCCUACAGUACCGCUGCUGAUGACCUCAACAUUGAACUACUCAACACCGACUUCACUGACACACUGGCCUGCCACAACAUCAACGACCGCAUGAUGAGGGUGAGACGUACACACACACAAACGCAAACCCUUGUCAUCUAAACAGAUCAAGGCCAUAGGGCUCCAGUUUUAUAGCGAACACAAGUCAGUUAGUAGUGGUUCUGUCUUGAUUCAUAAAUGAACAUUGGAUUCUCCUCUCUCUGUCCACAGGUGGAACACAACCUCCUCUCACAGUUUGUCUCCCCCAAGGAGGUUCCGUUCCGCCACCUGCUGUUUGGCCAUGGUUCCCACACCAUGGCAGCCAUGUUGGAAGGGGAGGACAGGGAGGCACUACGGACCCAGCUGGCCCUGGCCACCUGGACUCUACAGGGCUGUGCCAACGCUCUCUCUGGAGACGUCUGGGACAUCGACAACCAGAUCUAACACGGUCUAACUGUGUGUGAGGGGGUUCAUCCUCGUUCACUUUAAAACCCAGGAUGAGAUGAACAGGGAUUGGUCAGGAGGUAUUAUGUCAUAAGAGACCUGGAAGUACUGUUUCCAAGUUGUUCCUUCCAGUGUCAGUCACUGGGUUGUCACUAUUUAUCACAGCCACAAAGUCAACAUUGUCUAUCGUAAAAAUUCAUGAAAACAAAAAUUUGCUUUUUGGUCUUCAUUUA